Messenger RNA from Pollicipes pollicipes, 914 nucleotides. Its product is annotated as cuticle protein 19.8. The record is from RefSeq and is a predicted model, not a curated record. Gene Ontology annotation, molecular function: structural constituent of chitin-based larval cuticle. Lineage: Eukaryota; Metazoa; Arthropoda; Thecostraca; Pollicipedomorpha; Pollicipedidae. Gene Ontology annotation, cellular component: chitin-based extracellular matrix. The transcript has 2 exons. The coding region runs from base 8 to 793 and encodes 261 amino acids.
UUCAGCCAUGAAAGUCCUGGUGGUUGUUUUCGCUGUCCUGGCCGUUGCGGCUGCCCAGUACGCCCUGCCCUACAGCGGACUGGGCUACUCGGGAUACCCGCACGCCGCCGGAUACUGGAACAACUUUGCUACCCCCUACUCCACCUACCCUGGUGCCCCCUACACCACCUACGCUGCUGCUCCCUACACAGCCUACGCCGCGCCGGCCGGUGUCAGCUCUCAGCACUACUCCCUGAGCAGACGCGGGGACUACAGCUACGGCUACGCCGACGGCCUGAGCACCAAGACGGAGAGCAAGAACGCCUAUGGCGCCACCCUUGGCUCGUACAGCUACGUGGAUCCCAACGGCCUGACCCAGACGGUCAACUACGUGGCGGACUCGGCCGGCUUCCGUGCGCAGGGCACCAACCUGCCCGUGGCUCCCGUCGCCGACCUGAAGGCGCCCGUCAACACCCUGGUGGGACCUGCCCCCGUCGAGGACACGGCUGAUGUGAAGGCCGCCAGGGCUGAGUUCCGCAAGCUGUACGCCGAGGCUGCUGCCGCCGUCAAGGCUGCCAAUGCUUCCCGCGGGAGGCGCAGCGCUCCUCUGCCCGUCAGCGACACACCCGAGGUGGUCGCCGCCAAGGCUGAGCACGCCCGCCUGUACAACGCGGCUGCUCUCGGAAUCUACCCUCAGUCGUACGCUGCCUCGAGUCCUCGCUUCACGCUCCAGGGCACGUUCGGCCCUGAGGGCGCCUCUUACGCCUAUAGCACUAUGCAUUCGGCGUUCCCCUACCGCCGCCUGUUUUACUAGGUGCUAUAUCUGUGUGAAAAUUGCUCGCUGUUCAUCUGCGAUAAAAUCAUGACAUUCUCUGUCCCCGUUUUACCAUUUUGCAAAAUGUUUGGGCUCAUUUCUAAUUACACCUGAAGGCUGA